AUGGCUACUGUCUUCCCCCGUGACGCUGGCGUCUCCACGCCGGAAGCCGACGAGGCUAAGAAAAUCUACGAGGAAGCACGGAGAGUGGUGUCCACCUACGAGACCGUUCCCAGCGGAGCCCUGCGGGAUUACUGCCGCCACCCGGGCGGCUGGCACAUGAUCAUGCCGGUCAUGGUGAGCUCCAUGGUCGCAGAGCAGCACUUUGAGGCGCGUGGCACCGACGUGCUCCUUGUUACGAUGCCCAAGUGUGGGACUACCUGGAUCAAAGCCCUCCUCUAUGCUGCGGCCCGCCGCACCGACGACACAUCGUCCAUACUCCGGCAGCUCGCCUCCCACAACUCCCACCAGCUCGUUCCUUUCCUCGAGGCCCAGGUCUACACCAAGGACCAGAUCCCCGACCUCAGCUCGCUUCCAGCGCCACGGCUCUUCGCCUCGCACAUCCCGGCUGAGUCUCUGCCACCCUCCGUUGUGGCGUCGGGCUGCAAGGUGGUGUAUUUGUGUCGGGACCCCAAGGACUGCUUUGUGUCUCUCUGGCACUUUAUGAGCAAGUUCACCCCACGGGACAUCGACGAGGCACACGACCAGUUCUGCAACGGCGCCUCAUUGUAUGAGCCGUUCUGGGAGCACGUGCUGAGCUACUGGCGGUGGCACAUUGAGAGACCGGGACAGGUGCUCUUCCUGACUUACGAGGAGCUCAAUGCCAACCCGCUCGGCCAGCUGAGGCGCCUUGCUGAGUUCAUCGGGCGCCCCUUCAGGGGAGCAGGAGGCCGGAGUGGACAGGAAGAUCACGGAGGCAUGUGCCAUGAAGAGCAUGGUCAACCAGGAGGUGAACCAGUCGGGUACGACCGAAAUAAUUGA
Triticum turgidum subsp. durum (durum wheat) is the source of this 858-nucleotide messenger RNA. The record is from the annotation of a GenBank genome assembly. Lineage: Eukaryota; Viridiplantae; Streptophyta; Magnoliopsida; Poales; Poaceae.